UCAUACGUCAUUUGAUGAAAGAAUGGUGUAAUGGCAAUCGAGUUGUUUUUUUAAAAACGGUGUUAAUCAACAAAAAGUUUUUUUGUAAAUCCCAUAAUUAGUAAAAAAAGUAAUUACGAUGGGUCUCACCAUAUCAAGUGUUUUGACCCGGCUUUUCGGUAAAAAACAAAUGCGUAUAUUGAUGGUGGGUCUUGACGCGGCUGGGAAAACAACAAUUUUAUACAAAUUAAAGUUGGGCGAGAUUGUCACUACAAUCCCAACAAUCGGAUUUAACGUAGAAACAGUAGAGUACAAAAAUAUUUGCUUUACGGUGUGGGACGUUGGUGGCCAAAGUAAGAUUCGGAAAUUGUGGCGUCAUUAUUUUCAGAAUACUCAAGGAUUGAUUUUUGUCGUGGAUUCCAACGACCGCGAACGAAUCGGAGAGGCAGAAACCGAGCUUCAAAACAUGCUGAUGGAAGAUGAAUUGAGAGACGCUGUUUUGCUUGUAUUUGCCAAUAAACAAGAUCUACCUAAUGCUAUGACAGCAGCAGAAUUGACCGACAAAUUGAAUCUAAAUCAACUGCAUAAUCGUCGCUGGUACAUUCAAGCAACUUGUGCAACCCAAGGCGAUGGCUUGUAUGAAGGUUUGGACUGGUUGUCAAAUGAAUUGGCCAGUAAAUAGUUGAUCACUUUCGUCUAGCUAGCAUUUAUAAUUAAAUUUAAGUUUCUAUUAAUAUAUAUUUUCUAAUUAGUUUUUCCUGUUUGUGAUUUAUAUAAUAAGUGACUGAAAAAUAAAAAUUAUUCGUAAAAAACUCGCAUUGAU
This is a messenger RNA of Tribolium madens (black flour beetle), 802 nucleotides long. RefSeq names its product ADP-ribosylation factor 2 (gene Arf102F). Gene Ontology annotation, cellular component: plasma membrane; cytoplasm. The coding region runs from base 119 to 661 and encodes 180 amino acids. Gene Ontology annotation, biological process: intracellular protein transport; vesicle-mediated transport. The transcript is spliced from 4 exons. The record is from RefSeq and is a predicted model, not a curated record. Gene Ontology annotation, molecular function: GTP binding; GTPase activity. NCBI's taxonomy places the organism in Eukaryota, Metazoa, Arthropoda, Insecta, Coleoptera, Tenebrionidae.